Molecule: messenger RNA, 1055 nt
Organism: Rhinichthys klamathensis goyatoka
Lineage: Eukaryota; Metazoa; Chordata; Actinopteri; Cypriniformes; Leuciscidae
Gene: dnase1l4.2
Product: deoxyribonuclease 1 like 4, tandem duplicate 2
Exons: 9
Coding region: 152-1009 (285 amino acids)
Biological process (GO): DNA catabolic process
Cellular component (GO): nucleus
Molecular function (GO): DNA nuclease activity
Source: RefSeq, a predicted model, not a curated record
GCCAGAAACCUUAUCUGAUGUGAAGAGGAAGUAGGCAUGGCCUGUUUGAUAAUGAGCAGAGCCGUCGUUCAUCAUUCACUAGCUGUCUAACGGCCAACACAGGAAGACAAGUCGAGACCUCAUAGUAAACAAAGCAGCUUUGAUCGACACCAUGAAGAUCGCAUCUUUUAACAUCAGACGGCUGGGUCCCAGCAAGCUGUCGGACAAAAACAUUGUGAAAUAUCUCAUUAAGAUCUUCUCCCGGUACAGUGUAAUCAUUAUGCUGGAGGUCGUGGACAAAUCGGGAAAAUCCAUAGUCAAAUUCCUGGAGGAGCUCAACAGCACCGGUGCGAAUAAGAAACGUCCCUUCACUAUGGUGGGAAGCUCCCGGCUGGGACGGACUCUUUAUAAGGAGCAGUUUGUCUGUUUUUACAGAGAAGACGAGGCUGAACUGGUUGACACUUACCAAUAUGAAGACAAUCAAGAGGGCGAUGAAGACGCUUUCUCUCGAGAGCCGUUCAUUCUGCGUUUCAAGUGUAAACACACAGUGCUGAAAGAUUUGGUGCUGAUUCCUGUUCACACAAAACCUAAAGACUCACAGAAGGAACUGGAUGAACUAUAUGAUGUGUUUCUGCACGUUAAGGAUAAAUGGGAAACGGAUAACGUCAUGAUCCUUGGCGACUUCAAUGCAGACGGCGCCUACGUCUCCAAGAAGAAGAUGAAGGCCAUCCGAAUCCGCAGUGAUCCCGAUUUCCACUGGCUGAUCGAUGACGAUGUUGACACCACAGUCAUACAGUCCAAUGACCACACCUACGACAGAAUUGUGGUGUAUAAAGAAGACAUGCUACAAGCUGUUGUGCCAAAAUCUGCCAAGCCUUUUAACUUCCAGGAAGCCUACAAACUUUCAGAGGAAAUGGCCCUGGAGAUCAGUGAUCAUUAUCCAGUGGAAGUGAGUCUGAAGAAGAAGUCUGCGGCUAAGCCUAGCGCCAAAACUAAAACUAAGACCUCCAAAACCAAAACAAAGAAAUGAAAAGCAUGAUGGGUUUUGCCACUGCACUACCGUAUGGGAUCUGAAA